Molecule: messenger RNA, 531 nt
Organism: Cladophialophora psammophila CBS 110553
Lineage: Eukaryota; Fungi; Ascomycota; Eurotiomycetes; Chaetothyriales; Herpotrichiellaceae
Exons: 1
Coding region: 1-531 (176 amino acids)
Source: RefSeq, a predicted model, not a curated record
AUGGUGCCGACACAAACGAGUUUCGACGCCAAGCCUGGACAGAUAGUCGAAGUGGCACAGGCAAAGAAUGUCGAGGACUGGCAAUCAUUGCUCGCGCAUCAUCCACGGGUAUUCCUACACGUCAUCUUCUCACUCGAAAUGGCCAUCCAGAGAGGCCACUUUCCCAAGGUGACCGAUCUUCCUUUAGCCAUUUGUCAGCAAAGAAGCGUAUCCAUCUCCAGUCCUCCUCCUUCGCGGCUAUCAUCCCCUCCAGUGAAUUUGGGCUUGACUAUUCCCCGUUCUCACGGUAUUCCAGAAGUCUUCACAACUGACGAAAGCACUGGAGCCCUCACGCCACCUGAUCGGUCAUAUGUGUCAGAUACGAACCAGACACCGGUAUUGCCUGAUUUACUAAUGAACGUGGAUCUUGACUUUGUCGAUCUUGAGGGCUUUGACGCAAUGGACUUUGAUAAAACAUUAGAUCCGGCCUCCCAGCUUGGCUGGCCCUCGGGAAUGAAUUCGGGAUUGGAGGAGCCGUUUUUCUUGGCCUGA